AUGGCAAAACCCUUCAUUAUCAGUUUCCUCAAAAAAAAGAGUAAGAAAACUGUGGAGGAACUCCAGACAACCUUGGACAAGCUGAGAACUCUGGCAGGUGGCUUGGAGAGUAUUCACAAAGGCACCACCAUAGGCAGUCUGACAGGAGGUGUUAUUGGGGCAGCUGGAGGAAUCACCUCUUUAGUCGGGCUCAUCAUGGCUCCCUUCACUCUGGGCGCCUCCCUGAUCGUCACUGGGGUGGGUAUUGGGGUGGCUGUCGCUGGUGGCGCCACAGCAGGAGUAUCCAACAUCACCAACAUGGUCAAUCAGUCCACCGACCGCCUAGCCAUGAAAAACAUCAUCAAGGAGUUCCAGGAGAAGAUGAACUCUGUGGUGACAUCUCUGCAAGACAUCGCUGAGGGUUUGGAGACACUCAUGAAAAGUAGCUCUUCUAAGACAGAAAGUGCCGGUUUAAAUGUAGAGGCCGCUGCUAGUGCUGGGGUGAGGGUUGGGAAAGGCGUUGCGGGCACCACAGAGCUCUUCAGACUACUCCGGGUAGCCAAUAUUGGCAAGGUGGCAGCCCAAACUGCCAGGGCAGUGCGUGUGGCAGAGGUGGCGACAGGAAUAUUUUCAGCUUUUUUUGUAGCGGUUGAUAUCUUCUUCAUCGCCAUGGACGCCAGAGAGAUCCACAACAUCCGACAGGCGAAGGAAAAUGAUACCAGUAAGUUAAAAGUGAUGGACACAGACUCCUUCACUGAGCUGAAGCCUGGAUGUGAAGAACCAAAGGCUGAGGUCAAGUCAGAGACCAUGAAGUUCAUCCAGACGAUCAGACAGACAGCUGAACGGCUACAGGAGAGCCUGGACGAACUGAGGGAUGUCAUCUCGUUCAUUCCUAAGAUAGAGGACUGUUACUUAGACGACUGACCUACUCAGUGAUUAUAUUAGAUGCAUAAAGAACAGAUCCAAUCAUACUUUAAUAUUGAACUUGUCUGCAAAAGG
This is a messenger RNA of Oncorhynchus nerka (sockeye salmon), 978 nucleotides long. Its product is annotated as apolipoprotein L3-like. Gene Ontology annotation, cellular component: extracellular region; membrane. The transcript has 2 exons. The record is from RefSeq and is a predicted model, not a curated record. Gene Ontology annotation, biological process: lipoprotein metabolic process; lipid transport. Gene Ontology annotation, molecular function: lipid binding. The coding region runs from base 1 to 903 and encodes 300 amino acids. NCBI's taxonomy places the organism in Eukaryota, Metazoa, Chordata, Actinopteri, Salmoniformes, Salmonidae.